Oryzias melastigma (Indian medaka) is the source of this 1503-nucleotide messenger RNA. RefSeq lists its product as uncharacterized. The transcript has 2 exons. Bases 188 to 874 code for a protein of 228 amino acids. Gene Ontology annotation, biological process: response to bacterium. The record is from RefSeq and is a predicted model, not a curated record. NCBI's taxonomy places the organism in Eukaryota, Metazoa, Chordata, Actinopteri, Beloniformes, Adrianichthyidae.
AUUUUGUGAGUCUAACUUUUAUUCAUUCUCACAGUUUAAACUUGAAAGCACAUCUCUGAUAUUCUCUUCAUCAGUCCAUCUGUCCGCCGUGGUCUGGGCUGGAGCAGUCAAACAGGACACUGGUGUCCGAUCCGUCACUGUCGGGGAAAACGUGACGCUGCAAUGCUUCUAUGAAAAGAUAAUCGCGAUGCACUUCUCCUGGUACCAGCAAACCCUCGGAGGAAGACUUGAGCUUCUAUUUUUCUUUCACAAAUACGAUGACCCGUCUAAAGUGGACCACUGGCUGAAGAAGAACCCUCGAUUUUCUCUGCAGAAGGAGGACGGCUUCAACCACUUACACAUCUCUGACGUGCAGCUCUCAGAUUCAGCCACUUAUUUCUGUGGAAGCUCGCACACCAACAAGGUGGAGUUUGGGGACGGCGUCUUUCUUAGCGUUAAAGAAAAAAGUCAGGCAGAAAUCAUCGUCCAGGAACCGACGUCGGAGAUCAUCCCAUCUGGUGGCUCCAUCAACUUCAGCUGUACGGUUCACACUGGGAACUGUGGGGAAGGACACACUGUCUGCUGGUUCAGACAUGGCUCUCAGCCGGGGGUCCUCCACACACAGAGAAAACACUGCAAACCUGUCGCUGCUCCAGGACCUCCUUCAUGGAACUGUACCUACAGUUUGCAGAAGAAGAACCUGAACUUCUCUGAUGCUGGAACCUACUUCUGUGUUGUAGCCUCCUGUGGGAAGAUGCUGUUUGGGAGUGGAACCGAGGUGAUGGUCAGAAGUCAAGCAGCUCAGACUACAGUUUUAGUUCAGCUAUCUGUCAUUAGAACAGGGAUUCUUCUGCUUUUUAUUGUCAGCUGUGUGCUUUUUGUCAGAAAAAAAUAAUGCAAGACCAUAAGGUUGAAAGUAGAUUUGAGGACCUGUAAAAAACUUUUAUUUGCAAAAUCACUGUUUUAUGGAUUUUUUUUAAUGCAAUUUUUGCUUGUUAUUUUUCCUAACCCAGUGCACUAUAUUCUGUGCUCUGAUUGGAUGUUGACCUUGUCAAUCAUCUUCUCUGGACUGUAUCUCCUGUACAGAAUGUGUUUAACUGUCCUCCAAUCGCAAUCAGAUCUUAGCUUUCUUUCUGUGAUACUGGACUUUUUUUUCUAUGACAGUUUGAAUUUCAGGAAUUGAAAAGUCUGAAAAUGGUUAGUGGGGAGUUGAACAGCCUGUAAUCCCACUUUGCUGAUUUCACCUAUCACGCAUUAUUUUUAGAAUGUAACUCCCACAAUAAAUGAGGCAAACUGUUACAACUUAAUUCACUGUUAUCCAAUUUCAUUCUGUUGAAAGUUUCAUCCAAGCUCUUAUUUAUGGCACAUUUUUAUUUCAUACCUAAAGAAAUAUAUUCAAGCUUUGUCUUUCUGUGGCUUUAAAUAGCAAACGUGUGUAACAUAUAAAGGAAUCAAAGAGCUUAAUAAAAUGAAAGGUUCUCCACUCUUAAAGUUAUUUUUGAUUACUGAUUAACAAUAAAAUGA